Aspergillus pseudotamarii is the source of this 3386-nucleotide messenger RNA. RefSeq lists its product as uncharacterized. Gene Ontology annotation, molecular function: protein binding; catalytic activity. NCBI's taxonomy places the organism in Eukaryota, Fungi, Ascomycota, Eurotiomycetes, Eurotiales, Aspergillaceae. The transcript is spliced from 4 exons. The record is from RefSeq and is a predicted model, not a curated record. Bases 9 to 3386 code for a protein of 1125 amino acids. Gene Ontology annotation, biological process: nucleoside metabolic process.
GAGAGACUAUGCAGCAAUUAGCACCUGACGCUUACACGGUCGGCUGGAUAUGCGCCAUAAAGCCAGAACUCGUAGCUGCGAGAGAAUUUCUGGACGAAGAGCACGAGAUACCGGACUGUAUAUCCCCGAACGACAACAACAAUUACACUCUAGGGGGAGCUGGGCGGCAUAAUGUUGUCAUUGCAGGCUUGCCUAGCGGCGAGUAUGGCUUAUGUUCCGCGGCAAGCGUCGCAAGAGACAUGCUGCACAGCUUUCCCAACAUCAGAAUCGGCCUAAUGGUGGGUAUCGGUGGGGGUGCACCAAGCCGAAAGCAUGACAUCCGUCUAGGUGAUAUUGUCGUCAGCAUUCCUCGCGAUGGAAAGAGUGGUGUGUUCCAGUACGACUUUGGUAAAACCAUACAAAAUCAAAAGUUCCAACCCACAGGAUGCUUGAACCAACCACCGACAGUGCUUCGGUCUGCUGUGAGUGGUCUUGAGGCGCAUUAUGAGAGCAAAGGGCACCGGCUGGAACAAGCCAUCAAUAAUGUCCUCAAGAAAAAUCCAAGACUGAAGAAGAGGUAUCAGCGACCGGACCUAAGCACUGACAGAUUAUAUCAAAAUGGAGUUAUUCAUCCUUUAAACAGUGAAGCAGACUGCGAGGAACUCUGUGGGGAUGAUCCGCUCCACUUGAUUUCGCGGCCCAAACGGACGGAAUAUGAGGAUAAUCCAGCUAUUCAUUACGGCUUGAUUGCUUCGGCAAACCAGCUGAUGAAGGAUGCUUCUGUACGGGAUAGACUUGCAGCAGAGAUGGAUGUUCUGUGCUUUGAAAUGGAAGCGGCAGGCCUGAUGAAUCACUUUCCCUGUCUGAUCAUUCGUGGUAUAUGCGACUACUCAGACUCUCAUAAGAAUAAGAAGUGGCAAGGGUAUGCGGCGAUGGUGGCAGCUGCGUAUGCGAGAGAUCUGCUGGACCGAAUCCCGCCAAAUAAGAUUGAGGCUGAGAGGAGGAUUGGUGACAUUCUCUCCGGGGUGCAAGGGACAGUCAGCCAAAUCUCGACAGAUGUUGGGGAAAUCCUUCAUGACAAACGAGAUCAAGAACACCAAGCCAUUCUUGACUGGAUAACGCAGAUUGACUACGGCCCUCAGCAAAGCGACAACCUUAGGAGGCGACAACAAGGGACUGGCCAAUGGCUUCUGGACUCUACAAAGUACCAAACCUGGCUCGAAACCGCCAAGCAGACAUUGUUCUGUCCAGGUAUUCCUGGAGCAGGGAAAACAAUUCUCUCCUCAAUUGUCGUCAAUGAUUUAGGUACACGAUUCAAGGACGACAGUAAUGUUGGGAUAGCGUACCUCUAUUACAACUUCCAUCGGCAAGAUGAACAGAAACCUGAAGAAAUGUUAUCGAGUUUGCUUAAACAGCUGGCUCAAAAUCAACCUUCUCUACCAGAAACUGUGAGGUCUCUACACGAUAGGCACAUAAAAACGCGGACACGGCCGUCUUGUGAAGAAAUCGCGAGUACCUUGCAAUCUAUAGCUGUCAUGUAUUCUAGGGUAUUCAUUAUCAUCGACGCACUGGAUGAAUGCCAACCAUCCGACGGCUACAGGACAAGAUUCUUGACAGAGAUCUUCGCUCUCCAGGCGAAGAGUAGGGUGAACCUCUUUGCUACUUCGAGGAUCAUUCCUGAAAUUAUAGAAAGGUUCACUGGAAGUGAAUCGCUAGAGAUCCGUGCCAGCCAUGACGAUGUACGCAAAUAUCUGGACGAUCGAAUUAGUUUCCAAUGCGAAUCACGCAUUCUGAAACGCGUGGAUCUCAGAGAAAGAGUGUCGACCGCAAUUUUAAUCAGGUUUCUGCUGGCAAAGCUCCAUCUAGACUCACUUAUGGAUAUGAAAUUGCCAAGAGAUAUUAAGACCGCACUGGAUACCCUCCCGAGGGGCUCCAAGGCCUAUGAUUGUGCCUACCGGGAAGCUAUGGAUCGGGUGAAUCGCCAGGGUCCAAUUUCCGUGAAGUUCGCCAAGAAGGUUCUGUCAUGGAUCACCUGCGCAAAACGACCACUGAGUACGAUGGAACUUCAAUAUGCCCUAACAGUAAGGGAGAUUGACGAACCAGAGCUCGAAGACAACCUUCCCCAGGUCGCAGAUAUUGUCUCCGUGUGCGCUGGGCUGGUGACAGUUGAUGAAGAGAGCGACAUCAUCCGUUUAGUCCACUACACGACACAAGAAUACUUUUAUCGAACGAAAGAGCAAUGGUUUCCAACUGUAGAAUCAGAUAUUGUGACGACUUGCGUUAGAUAUCUCUCAUUUAGCUCGUUCGAAAGUGGGUAUUGCGAGACACGAAAGGAGUUUCGACAGCGGCUACAACUCAAUCCCCUUUAUGAGUAUGCGGCAAAAAACUGGGGCCAUCACGCUCGCAUUACUUCAAUGGAGGAGGAAGAGCAACGGUCAAUUUUGCGCUUUCUUGGCAGCGAAGCUAAGGUAUCUGCCGCCUACCAGGCACUGGUCUCUGGAACACUACAUUACUAUGGCAAAGAAACCCCGACUCGGAUAACAGGAGUACACCUUGCUGUGUUCUUUGGGUUGGAGAAAUUAAUUACGUUGGUUCUCAAAAAUACGCAAAGCCCAGAUGUUAGGGAUUCAGAUGGUCAGACACCAUUGUUCUACGCAGUUGAGAGAAGCCAUGAAGCAGUAGUGAAAUUGCUGCUUGAGAAGAGCGCGGACCCGAAUUUGCAAGAUGCCAAGAGUCGGACGCCACUUUUUUACGCCGUAGAUUGUGGCCAUGAAGCAGUAGUGAAAUUGCUGCUUGAGAAGAGCGCAGACCCGAAUUUGCAAGAUGCCGAGAGUCGGACGUCACUACUUUACGCUGUGGAGAGAGGCCACGAAGCAGUGGUGAAAUUGUUGAUUGAGAACAGUGCGGACCCUAAUUCGAAAGACGAAGAAAGUCGAACUCCAUUGAUAUACGCCGCAAGGAAAGGAUAUGAGGUGAUAGUCAAACUGUUGCUCAAAGAAGGAGCUAACCCGAACUCUAACGAUGACGAUAAUCGAACGCCAUUGAUGUACGCCGCGGCAAACGGUCAUGAAGCAGCGGCGAAGCAGUUAAUUUUGGCGAGGGCCGGUAUCAACAGUAAGGAUAUGCUUGGAGCGACACCGCUGCACUGGGCGGCCUGGGGACAGCAUGCGGCGGUUACACCGCUGUUGCGGGCCAUAGAGAAAGGAAAUCAAACUGCCAUCAGACUACUGCUGGAGCAUGGUGCCAAUCCAGUAUCUAAGGGUAGUUGUGGCUGGACCCCCCUGUCGCUUGCUAAGAGGAACGGGGACAUGGCUAUCAUCAAGUUACUGCAGUCGUAUGGAAGAUCUUCUAAAAUUAACCCGCAGCCUGGCGAAACGGGGUACCACCAGAAUGACAUCUCAACAUAA